This is a messenger RNA of Anastrepha ludens (Mexican fruit fly), 929 nucleotides long. RefSeq names its product vitellogenin-A1-like. The transcript has 2 exons. NCBI's taxonomy places the organism in Eukaryota, Metazoa, Arthropoda, Insecta, Diptera, Tephritidae. The record is from RefSeq and is a predicted model, not a curated record. The coding region runs from base 74 to 880 and encodes 268 amino acids.
AAUUUAGAAAUUAGUUCAGUUUAAUUUCAACAUUCGAGACGUUGUUGAGAAAUAGUACAGAGAAAGUGGAAAAAUGUUGAAAAAGGCGAUAAUUUUGCUGUUAAUUUCUUGCAUUUUAUUGCAGUUGGUUUCAACAACGCCCAGAAGAUCGAGAGACGAGAGUGGCGAAAGCGGUGAUAGUAGCAGCUCAUCCUCCUCCUCCGAAGAGUCCUCUGAACACCACAGACUACACAAACGAUCGGCCAGCGAUGAAAGCUCCAGUUCCAGCUCCAGCUCUAGCUCUAGUGAAUCCUCCGAGGAACAUGUCACGCGCGACAUAUUGUUGAGUGAAUUUUUGAAAAGUUACACGAAAUUUGUCAAAUCCGCAACAAAAGAACUAAAAUCGGUGGCUAAAAAGUUCCUUAAAAACAGACUAGUCUCAAGAGUGGAUGCUAAAUAUGUGGAUGAAGUCAAGCUGAGUUUCACAAAGUUCAUAGAAGCGGAUACUACGUAUGGUAAAAAAACCGCCGGGGACAUUUAUUCGAUUGCAGAGUACUUUACUACCAGCUUGGACACAAUAACCGAUUUCCUUAAGGUGUUGAGCCAAUAUAGUCCACAAGUGUUGAAAGAACCCAAUGCCACAGAAGUACUAAUUCAAGAGGCUCUCGCGGAAUCAGGCGUGGAUGACUUGAUGAAAGAAAUACUAAGUAUAUUUGAAGAUUUCUAUAAAUCGUUUGGAGAUAAAGUGCGUCAUUACAAGGCGCACCUAUCAGCGGUAGAGAGGACAAAUGAAAGGCAAUUGAUCGACUGGUACGAUCAGUAUAAAGAAGCAAAGGGCAUCGAGGUCCAAAUAAAAGUACUUCGCCGCUUCUUCUCAAUCUAUGAAACGAAUGAUGUUUAGUUUAGAAUGUGAAAUUGAAAUAAAUUUUUGUGUGAUAUCAAUAUUUUGA